Messenger RNA from Miscanthus lutarioriparius, 2235 nucleotides. The record is from the annotation of a GenBank genome assembly. NCBI's taxonomy places the organism in Eukaryota, Viridiplantae, Streptophyta, Magnoliopsida, Poales, Poaceae.
AUGGCGACGCACGAGCGGAAGACGAUCGAUCUGGAGCAGGGGUGGGAGUUCAUGCAGAAGGGCAUCACCAAGCUCAAGAACAUCCUCGAGGGCAAGCCCGAGCCGCAGUUCAGCUCUGAGGACUACAUGAUGCUCUAUACGACGAUUUACAACAUGUGCACGCAGAAGCCGCCGCAUGACUACUCCCAGCAGCUCUACGAGAAGUACCGCGAAUCAUUCGAGGAAUAUAUCACAUCCAUGGUCUUACCUUCACUUAGGGAGAAGCAUGACGAGUUUAUGUUGAGAGAGCUUGUAAAAAGGUGGUCAAACCAUAAAGUAAUGGUUCGGUGGCUGUCACGCUUCUUCCAUUAUCUUGAUCGUUACUUCAUUUCCCGAAGAUCACUGCCACCGCUUAGAGAAGUCGGGCUUAGUUGUUUCAGAGACUUGGUAUAUCAAGAGAUCAAAGGAAAAGUAAAAAGUGCUGUGAUAUCUUUGAUUGACCGAGAACGUGAGGGUGAACAAAUAGAUAGGGCACUAUUGAAGAAUGUCCUCGAUAUAUUUGUUGAAAUUGGUUUGGGUAGUAUGGAGUGCUAUGAAAAUGAUUUUGAAGAUUUCUUGCUCAAAGAUACUGCCGAUUACUACUCUAUCAAAGCCCAAUCCUGGAUCCUUGAGGAUUCUUGUCCAGAUUACAUGCUAAAGGCUGAAGAAUGCCUGAAAAGGGAAAAGGAACGAGUUUCUCACUAUUUGCAUUCUAGCAGUGAGCAGAAGUUAUUGGAGAAAGUGCAGCAUGAACUGCUAACUCAGUAUGCUAGCCAACUCUUGGAGAAGGAGCAUUCUGGAUGUCAUGCACUACUUCGUGACGACAAGGUUGAGGAUCUGUCUAGGAUGUAUAGGCUCUUUUCCAGAAUAACACGUGGCCUAGAACCCGUUUCUCAGAUAUUUAAGCAGCAUGUUACUAACGAGGGCACAGCUUUAGUCAAGCAAGCAGAAGAUGCUGCUAGUAAUAAAAAGCCAGAGAAGAAGGACAUGGUUGGUUUACAAGAACAGAUUUUUGUUCGGAAAAUUAUUGAGCUUCAUGACAAGUAUGUAGCAUAUGUUACAGAGUGUUUCCAGGGCCACACGCUCUUUCAUAAGGCCCUUAAAGAGGCUUUUGAGGUUUUCUGCAACAAAGGUGUUUCUGGUAGUUCAAGUGCUGAAUUGCUAGCCACCUUUUGUGAUAAUAUAUUAAAGAAAGGUGGCAGUGAAAAGCUUAGCGAUGAAGCAAUUGAAGAUACCCUUGAGAAGGUGGUAAGGUUGCUUGCGUACAUUAGUGAUAAGGAUUUGUUUGCUGAAUUUUACAGGAAGAAGCUCGCGAGGAGAUUGCUUUUUGACAAGAGUGCUAAUGAUGAGCAUGAAAGAAGCAUCCUGACCAAACUAAAACAACAGUGUGGAGGGCAAUUCACUUCAAAAAUGGAGGGCAUGGUUACUGAUCUCACUGUUGCAAGAGACCAUCAAACAAAAUUUGAAGAGUUCAUAAGCAGCCAUCUGGAGCUGAAUCCUGGAAUAGACUUAGCUGUCACUGUUCUGACAACAGGAUUUUGGCCGAGCUACAAAUCUUUUGAUAUAAAUCUGCCUUCUGAAAUGGUGAAAUGUGUAGAGGUUUUCAAAGAGUUUUACCAAACAAGAACAAAGCACAGGAAGCUUACCUGGAUAUAUUCCCUUGGAACCUGUAAUAUCAGUGCUAAGUUUGAAGCCAAAACUAUUGAGCUCAUUGUUACAACUUAUCAGGCUGCACUGCUGCUACUAUUUAAUGGGGCUGACCGGCUUAGCUAUUCUGAGAUUGUGACACAGCUAAAUCUCUCAGAUGAUGAUGUUGUUCGGCUUCUCCAUUCACUUUCUUGUGCAAAGUACAAGAUUCUUAACAAAGAACCAAAUAACAGAUCUAUAGCACCAAAUGACGUCUUUGAGUAUAAUUCAAAAUUUACUGACAAGAUGCGAAGAAUAAAGAUACCUCUUCCUCCAGUUGAUGAGAAGAAGAAAGUAGUUGAAGAUGUUGACAAGGAUCGUAGAUAUGCAAUUGAUGCAUCCAUUGUCCGCAUUAUGAAAAGCCGGAAAGUUUUGGGCCAUCAACAGCUUGUAAUGGAAUGUGUGGAACAGCUUGGUCGCAUGUUCAAGCCUGACUUCAAGGCAAUAAAGAAGCGGAUUGAGGACCUUAUCACAAGGGAUUAUUUGGAAAGGGAUAAAGAUAACCCAAAUGUGUACAGAUACUUGGCUUGA